GUGGGUGGGAGCGCUAAUUGGCGCUGCUGCCGCUCCGCUCCGCGCUGGCGCUGGCGCUGCUACCCUGCUCUUGCCGGCUGCUUCGUCCGGGAGUUCGGCUUUCAGCCUGGCAUGGGCGAGGAAGAUAGGUUGCAGCUCUGCGACAAGAUACCAGCCGGGGGAAUGAUCCAAGUCUGUCACUAAACCUCAUUUUGAGCUGAGUUUGUGAACAUGAUUCCAAAUCCAGGUGAGCUACUCCUGGAAUGAAGGACAUGAUACAAGACACAAGAUCUGUCUGGGAGAAGAUCGAAUCACAAGCAAAGCUUUCUGUGCAACCACACUAAUCAGACAUGUACCUCGGAACCUGCAAUGAAUUAGCAAGGAUUCCAGUUUGAACAAAAUGACUGAGUUGUCUUAAAAUUGUAUAUAUAACUUCUCAAGCAUCCAAAGGUGACUCCUUAAUUUUUGUCACAUGUUAUAUGUGACGUAAUGUGAAAGGGAUGUUAAAAUGGCUUCUAAAGUCUCCUGCUUGUAUAUUUUAACAGUUGUUUGUUGGGCCAGUGCCCUGUGGUACUUGAGUGCUACUCGCCCCUCAUCCUCCUUCGUUGGGCACAGUUCAUUUUCACGCAUGAUAGUCGAGAAAAAGAGUUUCAACUUUACUAACAUUCGAACUCGGUCACUGAAUCCGCAUAACUACAAUUAUCUUAUUAACGAGCCAAACAAAUGUGAGCAAAUUAACCCUUUCUUAGUCAUUCUUGUAAGCACAACGCACAAAGAGUUUGAUGCACGGCAGGCGAUCAGGGAGACUUGGGGAGACGAGAACAACUUUAAAGGGCUCCAGCUGGUCACCCUGUUUCUGCUGGGGAGAAACACAGACCAUGUUUUGAAUGAAAUGGUUGAGCAGGAGAGCCAGAUUUUUCAUGACAUCAUCGUGGAGGACUUCCUGGAUUCCUAUCACAACUUAACACUGAAAACUGUAAUGGGCGUGAAGUGGGUAGCCAACUUCUGUUCAAAAGCCAAGUACGUAAUGAAGACUGACAGCGAUAUAUUUGUUAACAUGGACAAUUUGAUCUAUAAACUGCUCAAGCCGAACACAAAGCCCCGGAGGAGAUAUUUUACUGGAUAUGUCAUCAAUGGAGGGCCUAUACGGGAUGUUCGCAGCAAAUGGUACAUGUCCAGAGACUUGUACCCAGACAACAAUUACCCACCAUUCUGUUCAGGAACAGGGUACGUAUUUUCCACAGAUGUGGCUGAAGCUAUUUACAAGACGUCUCUUCACACUAGGAUGCUGCACCUCGAGGAUGUCUAUGUCGGGCUGUGUCUACGGAAACUUGGUAUACAUCCCUUUCAGAAUAGUGGUUUCAAUCACUGGAAGGUCUCAUACAGUCUGUGCAGGUAUCGUAGAGUAAUCACUGUACACCAGAUAUCUCCCGAAGAAAUGCAGAGGAUCUGGAAUGAGAUGUCAAGCAAAAAACACCUGCGUUGCUAAUUGUAAUAGAUCAGAGGUUUACAAGUGCUUCUAAUUAACACUCAGAUUUCUGUGUCAAUUCAUCCUGGAAAACGGUGAAAAAGUUCUUGCAACAGGAAAGUAGCUGAACUGUUCAUUAGGGCGUUCACCGACGCAGGUAUAAAAACUGAAUAGUUUGACCUAACAGAUAAUGACUGUUAAUAUUGUCAUAAUUCGGAAAUGAUUGACAUGUUCCAUCAAUUAUUGUACCGUCUAAUUUAAGUAGAAAGAAGUUUAGUUCCUAUUUCAAAGCAAGACAUAUGGGUGGCCAGGGAUUAACAGUGAUAUUGCUCAAUGUGGUAUCUUUUUAUGAUACUGUUACUGCUUAUAAUUAUUACUUGCUUGAGGAAUGUGCAGUUGCCAAGAUUUUCAACUUAAAUUUCACUCUUGGUAAUUAAGUAUUUCGUAAAAAUUGCAUCCUGGUGCAAAAAAAAUUUAAAGAUCAUAGAUCUAGGGUAGAGUUUGGAUUUGAAAAUCAAAACUCAUACAGUGUGAUGUGCUUGGCUUUCAUACUUGUUUAAUUUCAAAUGGAUAUUACUGCUUUUCUUUAAAAAAUGUGUCUAAUUACCUUGAAUGCAUUAUCAAUUGUGCAAAUAGCUGAAGGUAUGCUAAAAUAUUGCAUAUUAUCAUUUGGCGCAGUUAAAUAUAGAAGUUGCAUUUUAAUGCACUCAAUGUAAAUUGAAAUGACAUAUUUAGUUAUGGUGUGAAAAUAAGUUUUUAAACUGUGCAUUGAUCAACAGGUGAUUUUUAAUGGUGACAUUAUAUGUAUGCAUAUGUGAAAGCAUAUAAUCAUGUAUAAUAUUAAAACUAUGUUGUCAGUUUGUUUACAGAACAGACUUAAUAGCGAUCAUGUUAUUUGGACACUUAUCAAACUGAAAGUAGUUGGUAUUCAAAAUUAAGAUUGAUCAUAUCGAUCCUCAUUGAAAUACAACUUGCCAUAGAGAGAUGGAUUGAGUAUUUUGCAAUUUUGUUAUAGCUAGUGUUUCCUAUAUAACUGGAAAAGCAUAAAAGAACUGCAGAUGGUGGAAAUCCGACAUUAAAGACUGGAAAUCUUAGAAAUACCGAACGGGUCAGGCAGCAUCUGCAGAGAGACAAAUAGAUAAUGUUUCAGAUGAGUGAAUUUCAAGAAUUUGCUUUGGAUAGCACAGGGGUUCCCAACCUGAGGUCCAUGGACCUUUGCUUCAUGGUAUUGGUCCAUGGCAUUAAAAAAGGUUAGAAACCCCUGAGAUAGCAGUAUUCCUAUGUAAUGCUGUGUGUUGGAUGAAAAUAGAGCACAGACUUUGAUGUGUCAAUAACUAUUUCAGUAAAUUGUUCAGAAAGUCAGUUUUCUGUAUAUACAGUAAAAUGUGAUUCAAUUGUAAUUUUUACUUUUUGCAUUUGAGUGUAUAUUUUAGCCAUGUAAAGUAAACUAUAUUCAAUUACAGAAAGUGGAGUUGAAUAAUCACAAGUAAGCAAAAUCUGUUUGCUGUAAAACAGUGUGGUAUCUAUGGAACACCGUAAAUGUAUUAUUCACAAAUGUAAAAUAAAACUUGUUAGUUUUAAUUGUUUAAAAAAACAUAAUGAAAAUGUCAACUAAAUGCUAUAUUUUGUGUUUGUCUUUUCAAACUGAUGAUUUGGUGUGCUUUGUUCCUCAAAUUUAGAUUCAUCUAAAUACAGGUUUUGUGGCAAAUUACAAGCACAGUUAAUUAAUGCAAAUAAUUCUUUCCUGUUAAACUUUUAAAAAUACCCUAUUAAUAGAUUUAUUAAUAAUUAAAAUUGAUGUUUUCAGCGUAUAUUUUGGUAUUAUUAAUAGUUUCCCAGUCAGAAUAUUAACUUGUUCCUUUCAGUGAAAGGAUCCACCAUCAAAAUGUUUAUCACAUAAUUCCCUUUCUUUCCACUGAGAAUAUAUUUAUACAUUUUACCUGCAAGGAUUUUUUUUCUUGCCAAGGGAUCUUAAUGCUAACUGAUAAUAAAUUAUUUACAUUAUUUGCAAAAUAUCCUCUAUCAGUCAGCUUAGCUGAUUAUCCAUACAUUUAACUUUAUACUUUACCUAAUAAAAGAAAUUCUAAUUUCAAGGUAAAUUCUAUUAAGAGGUACUCUUUGUAUUAGCAACUGACUUAAUUACAGUAAUUAAAAUGUAAUUUGCCUUGAUUAUGCAGGGUCACAACCUAUCUAAUCAUAGUUGGAGGUAUAUGAUACAACAUGAAAAAUAUGCAGACAAUUAAAACCUACAUACAUUCAUUAAUAUAUUCUAAUACAAGUUAUGUAUAGAAGACAAAUCAGGCAAUAGGAGAAAAAAUGUGAAAAGUUAAUUAAGUUAUAGUAGUUUUAUGAGAGUGAUAUUUUAAUUAUUGUGGAAUGUUUAUUAGUUAUGGUACAUUUGGAUCACUUUCUAUUGCUGAAAUAUGUUAAAUAUGUGCCAAAAUAACUAUGCUAACCUAUAUAAAAUGAAAAUUAUUCAUAAAUUUCAAAUACCAACUUUUGUCAUUGAAAGUUGUCAUUUUAAUUGUGAUUUUUAAAGACUUUAGCUUUUAUAAUAAGUUGUCCGAUUGAUUUGCAAUCCAAAAAUAAAAAAAA
Mobula hypostoma (lesser devil ray) is the source of this 4042-nucleotide messenger RNA. It is a transcript of the gene b3galt1b, whose product is annotated as UDP-Gal:betaGlcNAc beta 1,3-galactosyltransferase, polypeptide 1b. The transcript has 3 exons. The coding region runs from base 488 to 1468 and encodes 326 amino acids. Gene Ontology annotation, cellular component: Golgi membrane. Gene Ontology annotation, molecular function: N-acetyl-beta-D-glucosaminide beta-(1,3)-galactosyltransferase activity. The record is from RefSeq and is a predicted model, not a curated record. Lineage: Eukaryota; Metazoa; Chordata; Chondrichthyes; Myliobatiformes; Myliobatidae.